Messenger RNA from Cyphellophora europaea CBS 101466, 1713 nucleotides. RefSeq lists its product as uncharacterized. The transcript has a single exon. NCBI's taxonomy places the organism in Eukaryota, Fungi, Ascomycota, Eurotiomycetes, Chaetothyriales, Cyphellophoraceae. Bases 1 to 1713 code for a protein of 570 amino acids. The record is from RefSeq and is a predicted model, not a curated record.
AUGACCGCGAAGACCCCAGGGACAUUCUCCUUUGUUCCGCAACGCCCGGGAGGUGGCCCGGACGACAGGCGCUUCAUCAACACUCACUUGAGUCGACUCGCAGCCGAGCGACGAAAGCAUGCGAAGACAGCAAAGUCAGUCAAAUCACCCUCGCCAUCUCCUACAAGGCCAGCCAGCACCAGAGAUGGCAACCUGUCACCAAAGCAAAAGUCAUCACCGCCACGAGGUCGUACUUCAUUGAGUGUGCCUCCCAAGCAGACUGCCCAACGAGUCUCUCCAAUCUCACCCUUACAACGCAGUCUUUCGUUGCAGCAUGUCAAGCCAGAUAUGAAUGACGAUAUCGCAGCUUCCUCAGAGGUAGAAGCUGAACACCAGGCUCCCUUGUUGGUGUCUGCACUUGACAACGGUAGUCAUGACCCGUUCAACUCGACUCUCGUUGUCAUCACACCCGAAGUCCGCAAGUUGCUCGCAUUCGAUCGGGAGAUGUUCUUCCCCUGGGCCUCAGGCAUCGAGAAAGGUGACAACAAGCAUGGUGCCUUUACCAACAAGUUCGCAAAGACCUCGCUCGAGGCCCUCGAGGACAAGUGCGUUGGGUACGCCAACUUGGCCAGACUGGCAUCCUCGGCGGCCACCAUAACCUCGAAUCCCGAUCUGCAUAUCACUGCCAUGAAAUACAAGGCCCGAGCCUACGAAAUCCUACGAGAGAGCAUCAAUGAACGGCACACAGGCCUGAACGAGCAUAUGCUCACCCAGAUCUUCUCCCUGUUAUCGAUCGAGAUUUCGGGUCAACAGCACGAAAAUGCUGCCCUUCACGCAGGCACUCUACAACAAUUGCUUCAAGGUCAGCAACAAGGCAGGUUCGAUGCUGCGAGAAUGAACAGAAGGCUCUUGUGUUCGAUACUGUGGCACGAAUGCUUACGCGGCAGCUUCACGCUCUGCCGCCCCGUGUUCGACAUUGAGAAGCUGGUCGACCACACGGCCUUCAUCGCUACACUAGUUGCAACCAAGAGGCAGCUUAUGGCACAGGGAUUCAUGCCGAGUAGGACCACAGAUGGGUUUCAAGAAGCGGGCAUCGGGUCGCAUCUCCUCCAGCGUGUGCGCGAGUUUCGCUUUCUCUCUGAUGUCGGAUCUGCCUUGCAGAAGGCGCCCAAGCUGCUCAAUGAGGAAGUCAUGGACGCCUUCACCUUCCGUGCAACGUUGACGUCGAGCAAGCUGCUGGAGAUCUACAACGAUGUGUACGACACCAUACGCAGUAGCGGGCCAGACGAUGACUUGACGUCAGCCUAUCUGGAGACGGCCACGGCGUUGGCCGCAAGAUAUUGGUACAGGGUCGUCACAUCUCAUGAAGCGGUCAACGUCGAGCCUACUCCACAGUCGCAGUUCUACAAAGUUUUUGGUACGCAGAAACCAGUGCUCGCUCACCUAAAGGAGGCCCACGAGUACUGCAAGCGGUCUGGUGGGUUGCAAAAACAGCCACGGUUGUGGCUCUGGAUACUGGGUGUUGGAAUCAUGGCAGAGAAAGCAGACGGCCACUUCUCCCAUGAUGCUCAGCAGGAUAGGUCGGGCUACUUUCACGUGGCAGCAGUGGCGCAGGCGAAACUGUUGGAUACGAAGGAUCGGGAUGCUAUCGAGAGGAUAUUGAAGACAUUCCUGUAUUCGAACCUGCUGAAGCCGUCAUCAAGGUAUCACUUUGAACAAGCAAUUAAUUCAUGA